Molecule: messenger RNA, 1542 nt
Organism: Zygosaccharomyces rouxii
Lineage: Eukaryota; Fungi; Ascomycota; Saccharomycetes; Saccharomycetales; Saccharomycetaceae
Gene: MSL5
Product: mRNA splicing protein MSL5
Exons: 1
Coding region: 1-1542 (513 amino acids)
Biological process (GO): regulation of mRNA splicing, via spliceosome
Cellular component (GO): nucleus
Molecular function (GO): zinc ion binding; mRNA binding
Source: RefSeq, a predicted model, not a curated record
AUGUCAAAUUCACUAUCAGAAGCUAAUGAUGGGCUUUGGGAGUAUUCUCAACAGAAGAAUGGACAGGAAUUUUACAAUCCGCUGGCAACGAAGAUAACGGGACCAUUAACUCAAGAACAGCUAGCAGCUUAUCAAAUAAUGUUCAGAAUCCAAGAGAUAACUUCACUACUACGCUCGAAUAAUUUGAAACCUCCAGAAAGGAGAAAUAGGUCACCAUCACCACCACCAGCAUAUGAUGCUCGAGGCAAGCGUAUAAAUACCAGAGAACAGCGUUAUGCAAAAAAAUUAGAGGAGGAGAGACACAGGCUAGUGGAAGUUGCAUUGAGACUUAUCCCCCAUUUUGUGGCCCCCGAAGACUAUAAGAGACCUACAAAAUUUCAAGACAAAUACUAUAUUCCAGUGAAUGACUAUCCAAGCAUAAACUUUGUGGGAUUACUAUUAGGUCCUCGUGGUAACACAUUGAGGAAGCUACAAGAAAAUUCUGGUUGUAAAAUAGCCAUUAGAGGACGGGGUUCAGUGAAAGAGGGUAAAAAUGCUUACGAUUUACCCAAAGGUGCGAUGAAUUUCUCCGAUCCAUUACACUGCCUAGUGAUUGCUGAUAGUGAGGAUAAGAUCCAGCAGGGUAUUAAGCUUUGUGAAGGAGUUGUAAUUAAAGCUGUUACUUCUCCUGAAGGUCAAAACGAUUUGAAAAGAGGUCAAUUAAGAGAACUGGCAGAAUUAAACGGUAUCUUGAGGGAGGAUAAUAGGCCGUGCCCCAUCUGUGGUCUACAGGGACAUAAAAGAUAUGAAUGCCCUAAUAUGGAGACAUUUGCUCAAAAGGUUAUUUGUAGGAGAUGUGGCCAACCAGGUCAUGUUACCAUUGAUUGUACCGCACAGCUACCACCUCACGGAGAUUCGAGACAAAGCCGUUACGACAGUUUUCGAGAUAGUUCUCGUCAAGCUCCAAGGUUCAACACCACAUAUGAUAGUCCUACAACCUCAUAUCGAUCCAGGUAUAGUAGGAGAGGCCAAGAACCUUCACAACCAGCACCCGACUACGGAACACCUUUGAAUGUACCACCUGGUUUAGAACCGAACAGCAGUGUUCUUGCUGUGCCAGGAAUGUUAUCAACUCCAGAAGACUCUUUAACGCCCGCACCCGUGGAAUCGGCAAGUGGUUCCUCAGAACAAUCAAAACUAAUAGAUAACGGUACAAACAAGGCUCCUGGUUUAUCGGCUGUACCAGGGAUGGAUGCUCCUCUAGCGGGGUUAAGUGGCCCGCCAGGAUUGCCGGUUAGUGAUAAACCUCCUGGGUUAGAUAUACAAGGUCCACCUGGUGUGGAUUUCCAGGCUCCCGGUACGGGUGAUUUACAAGGUCCGCCCGGUGCAGAAUAUCAACCCCCAGGUGGCGGCGGUCUACAAGGUCCACCUGGUUCGGAACUACAACCCCCGGGAGAUUUAGAAGGACCUCCAGGUUUAGAAUCUCAAAUCUCACCAAGUUCCUACGGUUUCAAUGAAGCUCAACCAGAAGAAGGAGGCCUCAGCGGUCCUCCAGGUAUGUGA